This is a messenger RNA of Synchiropus splendidus (mandarinfish), 7957 nucleotides long. It is a transcript of the gene zbtb40, whose product is annotated as zinc finger and BTB domain containing 40. Bases 1645 to 3882 code for a protein of 745 amino acids. The record is from RefSeq and is a predicted model, not a curated record. The transcript is spliced from 13 exons. Gene Ontology annotation, cellular component: nucleus. Gene Ontology annotation, biological process: regulation of transcription by RNA polymerase II. Lineage: Eukaryota; Metazoa; Chordata; Actinopteri; Syngnathiformes; Callionymidae. Gene Ontology annotation, molecular function: protein binding; RNA polymerase II cis-regulatory region sequence-specific DNA binding; DNA-binding transcription factor activity, RNA polymerase II-specific.
CUCAGCCAUCCUCUAAACUGUGGCUGGCUGUGGGACACCCGGACUGGAGCCAGGGUGUGGAACAGGUAGCACUUCAGAUGCUCCGUGUCGGGUGACAGUUCUCGCCAUGUUGUCCAGCUGAAACUCCAGUUGCCCGUUUUCAGCUUUUAUCCAUUUCAGUUGUUAAGAGUUCAGACAGAGACUGUGUUACAUGAGGGUUCCAGCUUCCUGCUGAGAGGAAGGUGAAAGGCAGCAGGCUCCUGUGGAGGCGCACACCACAUCCCUGAGGUGGUUUGGACCUGACUUCCAGAGCUUCAGACCCAGAGUUCACUUCACUGCUGGCUCUGCAGGCUGUCCCCUCUGCCAGUGGUCCUGGAAGACGCACGGUGACUCAUGAUCUGUUCACCUUUCAUCAUAUAUAUACACAUAUCUGGACUCGUACACUCACUUUUGUUUGGUUAACUGUGUGAAUAAACUAGUUUCAUGGUAUCAGAAUGUUUGCCACAAGAAGCCACAUUUUUCACUGUGAAUGAAUGUGGUGUAUGACUGAAUCCAAUGAUGGAGCCACACAGACAUUUAAACACCAGAAUAUUGUUGAUUCUGCAUCAGUUUGACAACAGCACAAUAAAUCACCGUGGUGGCUAUAGUCAAGUCUUUAUAUCACCUGAGUUCAACUGAAGCUCUUUUAGUGUCUUGAGAAUAUUUCUAUAAAUAUCUGGGUCAGAGCGAUGGAAGAUAACGGUCCAUGAGAAUCAAACACUAGUUUGUGUAACAUCAAGAACCGAAUCAGAAAGAUGAGUCUGUGGAAAGAUGCUGAAUCACUCACACAUGCAUUGAAACAGUCGUGUUGGUCUGUACCCCUCAGCAGACCUGGAAUCAACCUGAAAGUGUGAGCACCAAGAGAGACUGAGCAGAUCAAAGGUCAAUGAAGUGCUGACAGAGAAGCAGGAGCGUAGCUGAGAAGCACCAGGAAGACUGGAGUGCCGCACGGUGGGGACGGACUCACCUUUAGUUCACCUGGUGGCCAAGUCAGUGGUUGGUGGAGAAGCUGUGCAUCGUGAAGUUAUUCAUCAUUACUCCUCUGUUAUUUCCCCAUCAGCAUGAAAAUGCGGUGCAACAGCCAGAGAAGAGUCAGUAGUGUGUUUGCUCCGCAGUGUUCCUGCCCGGGAAUCGUUUGACAGGAGGCCAGACAAUAGCAUUGACCUCUGCCAAACCACUGUUAUCAGAGGGAAACGAUGGCUACUAUACGAAAAUAGCGUUGAAGACGAUGCCCGGAGUCAAACAACGGUGUUUCAUGGAUGUGCUGCCAACCCUGGAGUAAAUGGACACACAUUACAUGCAACAUUGGCGGAUACUUUCACUGAAGUAGGACUCAGAGCUUCGUCUUUGUAUCUUGCCUUUAAACUGGAGUUUGAGCACAACGUGACGUAAUCAUCUAUUUAAACAUGUGUCCCGAAAGAAUCGCGGUGCCUCGGGACAGGGCCAUUGCGCCUGCGCGCGCAUGCGUUCACAGCUCGUGCAGAUUUCCCAGCUCGUGUAUCGACAAAACUGGGCACUUCCGGCAGGCGCCAUUUUCCAAAACGUCGAAGCUUUAUUGAGCGGACAAGGAUUGUUCACCAGGACGUUUAAAUAAAGGAACCGGGGAAAAAAAUAUUUUCAAGGAACAUGCUGGAGCUGCCCAACUACAGCAGCCUCCUCUUGCAGCAGCUGUGGGGCCUGAGGCAGCAGGGCCACUUCUGUGACUGCACCAUCAUGGUGGGAGAUGUUCCACACGCUGCACACAAGCUGGUGCUGGCUGCGUCCAGCCUGCUCUUCAGGUCCCUGCUCACAGACUCAGUCACCAUCAACAUCGACACGGACGUGGUCUCCUCGCAGGACUUUGCCUGUCUGCUGGAGCUGCUCUACACAGGGAGGCUGCCUGUGGGCAAGCACAACGCCAGCAGGUUGCUGGCUGCUGCAGACAGCCUGCAGAUGUUUCACCUGGCUGGGGCUUUCAGAAACAUCCUGUCAAGAGUGGUCGGCCAGCAGUCGGCCCAGCCCGAGGGGGGCCACCAGCCCGGACGCCCGCCCUGCAGAGAGCCGCUCAAGCCCGAACAGCUGGAGCAGAAGUGCGACCCCCAGCAUGAGCCGGCCUCCAAGAGAGCAUGUGUGAAGAGCCUGUCUGAGGGUCCCUCGACAGCCCAGACCUCUUGCCACUGGCCUCAGACCUCUGGGCUGAAAGAGGCUCUCAGCAACAUGGUGGACAUCGCAGAGCUGUUAAGCAAGGCAGCAGCCAGCAGCCUGGAGGGACCUGCCACUGAGGUGGUGACCCGGUGCUGCCAGGAGGCUGGGCCUGCUGCUGUUGUGGAGAUGCUGCUGAGCAGGGUGAGCGAGGGCCAGCUGAGCGAAGCCGACCUGCUGCGAGUGCUGCGUGGCCUCCAGAAGGAAGCCCCGCCCCGCCUGGCCGCCCUCCUGCCGGGGGCGGAGCCUGCAGCAGCAGUGGAGGAGCUGGACGGAGCCACAGGUGAGCCGCCGCAGCAGGAGGAGGAGGAGAAGGGGCGGGACCAGGACCGGGGGCCGGCUGGAGCAGACGACCAAACCAAGGAGAAGAGCGAGGAAGGGCCCAAAGCUGCUGCUCCAGAGGCGCCGACCUCUGCGGCCUACGCCUGCCGCUGGUGCAGGAAAGGCUUUGCCUUCAAGUGCCGGAUGCUGGCGCACGUGAAGCGCUGCACCAUGUCCCUGCAGCAGUGUCCCGACUGCGCCCAGACACUGGCCAGCACCGCGGCGCUGCGGCGCCACCGGGCGGAGGAGCACGGCCACCUGGCCCCGGUCAGGAAGAAGGUGGCCUGCGACCUGUGCGAGCGCAGCUUCGCCCACCCAUCAGGGCUGGUGUACCACAAACGCACGGAGCACUUCGAGGAGCGGCCCUUCGCCUGCCAGCUCUGCGGCUCCAAGUUUGGGGCCAACUCCUCCCUGAAGAACCACAUGCGGCUGCACACGGGCGAGAAGCCGUACCAGUGCAAGCAGUGCGCGGCACGCUUCAGCGUGGCGGCGGCGCUGGCCUACCACACCAAGAGGAAGCACAGCGAGGGGAAGAUGUACGAGUGCCAGUACUGCAAGGCGGCCUUUGCCCAGUCCAUCGAGCUGACGCGGCACGUGCGCACGCACACGGGCGACCGGCCCUACGUGUGUCGCCAAUGUGGCCGCGGCUACAGCCAGGCCAGCGGCCUCACGCUGCACCUGCACACGGCUCACGACGUGACGGAGCCACACGACUGCCCCAAGUGCCGCCUGACCUUCGCCUCGCUGCAGGAGAAGCAGGAGCACAUGGAGAAGCGCCACAUGAAGGAGAGCCACCAGUGCUCCGUGUGUCACAGGACCUUCUCUAGCGCCGCCCUGCUGGACAAGCACAAGCCCACUCACACUGGGAGCAAACCUUUCAGCUGCGACCUCUGCAACAGGUCCUACCAGCAACUGUCGGGCCUGUGGUACCACAACCGAACCAGCCACCCGGACGUCUUCGCCAGUCACACGCAGCAGCUCAAGGGCCUGACGCAGUGCGAUGUUUGCUUCAAGUUCUUCCCCAGCGCCGCCAGUGUGGCCCAGCACCGGGCCGCCGAGCACCAGGGGUCCAUGUGCCGCUGCGCGCUGUGUCCCGCUCUGCUGGCCGGUGAGGAGGCGCUGCAGGAGCACGUGAGCGCGCAGCACGGCGGCCAGGAGCUGCAGGAGCUGCAGGAGGAGCGCACCACAGCCGACGCUCCGGCAGCGCCACCGUCCGUGGAGGCGCCGCCUGAGCAGCAGCAGCAGCAGCUCUGCGUGACCGCCAGCCGAGGGAAGGAGGGCGGGGCCUCGGCUCAGGUGCUGGAGCUCAGUGUGUACGAGCUCAUGAACAACGCUGUGACUUUCAUCUGCGAGAGCACAUGACGGCGAGCGGCUGGAGACACCGCCCACGCUGCAGCGUGGGGCCCAGAAACCCAGAAACUGCUUGACGCACAGGAAGAACAGACAUGCCACUCACUGCCAUGGGUCUGGGAUGUACAGCAGAGGACGAGAACUCCAGGCGCUCCUGCGCUGCUUCUGCCUCACUGUCAUCGCUGGACGUGCAGCCGAGGAGCAUCGGUGAAGAGGCUCUCAGGUGCCUCUCGUCCUGCUGCUGCUGCUUCUCCUCCUCCUCCUCCUCGGUCGGACUCUCCGAGGCCCCUAGAGAGCGGCUGAAGACAUUCAGCAGUUACCUUCUCCACCAGCCACAGAUCAAGACCAACACCAUCACACCGUCUUUACACCACUUUCAUCUCCAAGGUCACGUCGGGUCAAAGCAUGACAAGUAUGCUCAACUAAAGCUCCACACGAGGCUUUAGAGAGGAGCCACAGCAGGGUUCGUACCCUGGUUACAGCCAAGCCCAACCAGAAGAGCAAGAGCUGCUGCCUGCAACACGCCAACAUGUGGCAUCAUGAAGGGGAGAGAGGGGAGGAGAAGAGGAAGCAGGAGGAGAAGAGCAGAGGAGAGGAGAGGAGAGGAGAGGAGAGGAGAAGAGGAGGAGAGGAGAGGAGAGGAGGAGGAGAAGGAGAAGAGGAAGGAGGAGAGGAAGGAGGAGGUAACCCAGCUCCAACCCCUGGACUCACCAGAAAGCCGGGAGGCUGGCCAGGGGUCUCCUGCAGGGCGGUGCUUCACACAGCUCUCUGUGAGUCUCUGGACUCGGGGAGCGUCCAGCACCGGAGCCGCCCUCUGCCAGCUGGGGCCCCUUCUCCCGGACCUUGGUCUUGAGUUCAGCCACCAGCUGGUCAAAGCUCUUGGUGCGGCCCACCACCUUCCGCCGCUGGUGGAUGGAGUGGAUCUGCACAAAGAGUGAGGAGCGGUGAGUGUGUGAUGACAUUCAGGCACUGGAGACCCUCUCCAGUGUCGGGAAGAGGAUGUUCUGAUCCCUCUGCUGCAAACCAAUGACAAGCAAGCAGGAGGUGAGGAAGCGAGGGGCUGGGACUCACGUUGCAGGUGAGGAGGCGAGUGCAGACCUUCUUCCUCUCGUGGUCCAGGACCCCGCAGUGCUUGUCCAAGUCACACUCCCGCUCUGAGAACAAGCAAGUCCACCUGGUGUCUUCAGAGUGACCCAGCUCAACACAGCUGUGAGAAGCUAGAAGACCCGACUCACUGGACGCCACUUUGUUGUAGGGGCGGGCGAGGCGCGGGCUGCAGACAGGCGAGGCCAGCGGCGACUCCUUCCUCUGAGCCGGCGUGGGGGGCGGGGCUUCGUGGGGCGGCGAGCUGACGGGAGGCUCCUGAGCUGCUGGAGCUUUGAAGGGCAGCGUGUCGGCGUGAGACGUCUUGUCCAGCAAGGGGUGUCUGCAGAGGAGAGGGGUGAGUCAGAGCGCGGCUCGGCACCACACACACACACGUGAGACGAGGCCUGACUCCAGGAGACGCCACACAGCUGAAGCCUCCUGACAGGAACAUGGAGGAACACACAACUGCACGUUGUGUGUGUGUGUGUGUGUGAGAAGCAUAGCAUCACGCAGACGCGGCCUCCUCACCGUGGUCCGUCCUUGGGGUUCUUCAGGUGCCGAUACUGUGACGGGGCGCUGGGGGAAGGUGGAGCCACCCAUGGAGGCCUCACUCCUUGUCCUCGCCCGUCCCAGGCUGGAGAGGGGGCGGCGUUUGUUCCCGGGGAGGGGGAGUGGCUUCUCUGAGCGCGAGGCUGCAGCUGGGCAGCGGGCGGCGCCGGAGAGCGCAGGCGUGGGUGGAGCUUGGCCAGCGGGCCGUGCCUGCGCUCGCAGUGCUUCUCAAAGGCCUGCGGCUUGACAACCUGGCCACAGUGGCCACACACCACCAGGUAGAAGUCGUCGUGGCCGGGGUGGAGGCCGAAAAUGGACAUGUCUGUGAGGAGAGAGACGCGUUUCAGACGUGGCUCCGUCCUGCGCGGCGUGGCGCGGCGCGGCGCUGAGGGGUCUGGCUGAUGCGGAGCCUGUCGAUGCACCCAGCAGCCUCACACUGAACUCACGGCUCCACCGUCGCACCUCUGAACGUAGUGUUAGUCCAGUAAACAAACAAGGCAGUAGCUAAGAUGUUGCCAACUUUCGGCUGUGUCAUGUCCCUCCAACAGAUGAGGGAUGCAGUGGUCAGUUAGCACUAACUUUCAAUCACUGUGUGUCGCGUGCUCCCCAAAAACAUGGAGGUACAAAGUCACAUGAGCAUCUAGAAUCUGAGCCUUCAUUGACUGAUGUUAUUAUUACCUGAUCAUUUUUGAACAACAGCAAAGACUGUUCAUGAAAGCACCUUUUUUGAAAUGGUGAGACUUUGAUUUCUUCUUUGGAGUUUCUAUAAAAUAUCUCACUUUUACUUUGUGAUAUUCAGACAUGGUUUGAUUAUUUCAUUCAGAAUAUUUUAUUCCAUUAUUCCAAUUUUCUCCACAGUUUGCAUCAAUUCCAUUUUUUUUCUAUUUUUCUUCAGUAAAUGUGAUGAACAUGACUUGCAGCUGCUUCUGCUGCUGGUUGGACUUUUCCAUGACAAACAAAUAUCUUUGUUGCGCUGGUCGUUUCACAAGGUUUUGCUUUGUUCACGUGUCAGUAGAUCCAAUCUGGUUAUUGAUCACAGAUGAGAUCAGGAGUCCUGAAUCAGGUCUAUUGAAGGGGCCCCGGGGCCCUUGGUUCAGGGAAAGGUUGAGCUCAGACAGGUUCAGAGCCCCUGGUCUACGGUUGUCAUUCACGCCGCGCCAGCGUGGUGUGCACGUGACGGACCAUGAUCAUGAUCCAAAUGAACCGAACUAUGACCACUCAGGAAAUAAACGGUGUUUUUAAGCGCAAUUCACCGCAGAUGCAGUUUGAUUUCACGGCCAACAGCAAGUACAUAGGACUUGACCUUGAACGUACCGUCUUUGCUCAGCGACAUGGCCUCCGCUGUCUUCUUGCCAUUCUUGCUACAGUCAUCAACAUCCGGGCCUGAAACACAGCGCCAUCCGUUGGUCAGUCACUGAGUCUCAGCAGCGCCGCUCGUGACAAAGCAGCAGAACAAGAGGAAUUCCACGCUGGUGUCAGGUCGGGCGCUCAAAUUCACGACCACGCGUCUGGCUUCUAGAGCGAGGCCUGCACGGGGCAAUGCAGCGGUGCGUUUCCUGAACCACAACUCGCUGGGCCUGUGAGAGAGCCAGAUCUCCCCUCAAGUCAGUCGCACGCAGGCAGUCGGCUGCCGCAGGUGUGGUCAUGUGACCUUCGGCAGGUCACAGGUGGUUACCCACGCGGCCUCUCGCCAUGAGUCGCCGUGCCUGCGUGACCCCGGGCUGUCGUCAUGGAAACGAUUUGAAGUCACUAAAUGUGUGCGGUGUGCAGCAAGCUUAUGGCAUGAUGAUGACGACGAAGAUGAUGUCCGAGCUGCGGUUUGCGAUGGAGCCAGUCGACACUGGAGGAAGACUCACGGCUGAUAUUAGCACCUUGGGUGUGGAACAAACAGGUGACGCACUGUCAACAAAGCUUCAGUGAGCCACGCUGCCACACGUCUCUCGGAUAACACCAGGAACAGAUCUGGUCCCAGAACAUGCCAGAGCCGUCUGAACUGUCCAGCGAGCGACUCACAGAGCAACAGUGUGGAGCGUCAGCUGCCAGACGACCUCAGCCUCACAACACCUGCUGAACAAGCAGCUCACACCAACAACCGUCACCACGGACACAACUCUGAGACCGUCUGGAUGAGGUCGUGUCAAGUGUGAAGACACAUGGAGCACAACCCUCAGAUAAAAGUGGCGCGGACACCACGGGGGCGAGGAGCGACGCCAAACACCCCCCACGACACAGAAGUGGUGACGAUGUUGGACACAGACUCCAGUGAAGCCAAGGACACGACACAUUUUGUCAGUUCUAUCAUGAAGAGACGGGUUCUUCUCUCUGCUCCUUUAGGAGAUGGGAGGCUUGUGGUGACAUGAGAGACAUGCAGAGGUGGAAUCAAGCGCAGAUGUCACGCCAGACUGGCGUUCCUCUCCACCGUCUGACGUCACCGAGGGAGACGCAUGUCGGU